AGCCAGGGACAAAAUUUGUCCCCUCCCUGACAUCCUGUGGGCACAGCAGAGUGGCCUCAGGGCUGGGUAUCUGGCAUGCUGAGGGAAUCCCAGCUCUGCUGGAGCCAGAGGGUGUUUCCCUGCAGUCAGGAUUUCAUCCCAGGGCUGUGCUGCAGUGAGGAGGGGUGAUUUUUCCUGCCCUUUCCAUCCCUAGAGCAGGGAAGCCUUUGCACCCUGACUGGAGUUAGACAGGGUGUAGAACUGAGCCUUUGCUGAGCUCUGGUGCUGCAUUUCUCUGACAGUUGACAGCCACUGACGUGGUGACACAGCUGAUACACAGGGAGGAACCCUCAGAAGGAAUUUUAGGGCCACCAGCAUGUCCUGGGGGUGACUGAGCAGCUCUGGGGCAGGGGACAGCUUGGAAGUCACUGCAGAUUGGGGAACGUGCCAGUUGGGCAGGAUGAGUGAACCCAGAAGAACGUAACAAGGUUGAAAACCCAAUCAGCCAUCAAAAUGCUAGCUUAGUGCUGAAUGUUCCCAACAAAACUCCUGACAGGUCUGUUGUGCUGGCUGUACAGAAGCCUGGUGCUGGAUUUCAGCAGCAAAUAGAAAGGAUAUUGCCCCAAAGUAAAGAUGUGUGAGAUCCUGCAUCAAUCCCGAGGCACAAACAAAGCACUUUAGGGAACUGCCGUCCUUAAUCAAAAGUUCUUCAUCCUGGAGCUAUUCGUUGCCUUGUAAAACACACAGGAGUUUUACAAGCAGGAGUUCCAGUGAUGAAACUUUAAUUUCUGGGAGCUGGAAGCACAAGCGAUGCAGGGACAGAGGUGACACCUGACGGGUCCAAACUUCCCAUCCCUCCCUCCCGCUCCAACGCUGAGCACCGCAAAGCUCUGCUUGUUCACCCCUCAGCUCCUGCAGCCAAACAGGGGCGGCUGCAGGCAGGGAAAGGGGGGCUCUGGCAGCAAAGCUGUGCCAGGAUUCCUACUCCGGGAGCUGGAAAGAGGUAAAAAUUAAAACCCAGCAAUCCUGCCCUUACUGGGGUUUGGUUCACCCGCCUGGCAGGUAACCAGGCUGCGGGCGGCAGUGGCAGCCCCGUAACCGCGGGGGCCGCAGGAAUCCGCUCCUGUUCCCUGGAAUUUGGGCAGUUUUUGUUGCACCCCUCUGGGCUCGGUUCCAGCCCGUCGCUCAGCGCGGGGCCCGCCCCCUCCAGAGGAUAUUUAAGGAGAAGCUGAUGUGCAGCUUGCUCCAAAGAGACGAGAAACUCCGAACGAGUGGGAGUCAGUCGGCAGCCUGGAUCCCUUCCCAGUGCUCGGGAUGUCUGGAAACUUGGGGACAGCGACCCGGACCCUGUUCCUGCUGCUCCUCGCCCCUGGCUGGGGAGAAGCACAGGCCUGCACCUUCCCGUGCCAGUGUCCCUCCCAGCCUCUACAGUGCCCUGCUGGCACCAGCCACGUGUUGGAUGCCUGUGGCUGCUGCAAGGUGUGUGCCAGGCAGCUGGGAGAGCUCUGCUCCCUGCACAGGCCCUGUGACCACCACAAGGGACUCUACUGCGACUUCUCCAAAACCCACAGAGGCAGCGGGAUCUGCUUAGCUCAUGAGGGUGCAACGUGUGACCUGCUGGGCAAGAUCUACCUGAACGGGGAGAGCUUCCAGCCCACGUGCAAACUGCAGUGCAUCUGCCUGGACGGCGCCGUCGGCUGCAUCCCGCUCUGCUCCGACGACCUGCGCCUGCCGUCCCCCGACUGCCCCCACCCCCGCAGGGUCAGGGUCCACAACAAGUGCUGUGAGGAGUGGGUGUGUGAGGAGGGCAGCGACAACGACCUGGGCACGGCCAUGGCGGUGUUCAGGGAGGACCCAGCCCAGAAGCCUGAGCUGAACAACCUGCAGGAGAACUGCCUGGUGCAGACCACGGCGUGGAGCGCGUGCUCCCGGAGCUGCGGGAUGGGCAUCUCCACCCGCGUCACCAACGACAACCCCCAGUGCCGCCUGGAGAAGGAGACCCGGCUCUGCAUGGUCCGGCCCUGCGACUUCCCCAUGGAGAAAACCAAGAAAGGGAAGAAGUGUGUGAGGACCCCAAGGCCACGCCAGAGCCUCCACUUUGAGUUCUCGGGGUGCACCAGCACCCGCUCGUACCGGCCGCGGUUCUGCGGGAGCUGCUCGGACGGGCGGUGCUGCACCCCCGACCUGACCAGCACCGCAGACGUGGAGUUCCACUGCCCCGAGGGGGACUCCUUCCACAGGAAGAUGAUGUUCAUCAAGGUGUGCUCCUGCCACUAUGACUGCCCCCGGGACAACGACAUCUUCCUGGCCACCUACCACAGGCGGAUGAUCGGGGACCACGUCAGGAGCGAGCGGCAAUAGCCCUCCCCGGGCCGGAUCCGAGGUGUCGGGAGGGAUCUGAGGGGCUUUGGUGACUGUGUCGCAGGACAAUGCAGCCUCUGCCCCUCUGUGAGGGGCUAUGCUCUCCAGAGCAGCACUGUUCACACCAGUGGUCCCAGUGAGCUGAGGGCUGGGGGGGAACAGCCCCAGCUGCUCCAGCCCUCUGACCCCCACCCACGGUGCCGCAGAGCUCAGCGAAGGAACCAGACACAGGCUCGAGCUGCAAACUUGAUCCCUGUUCCCACUGGCCAGAGGGGAGAGUGGAUCAAAGCCACGUGGCUCCAGCCUGUCUCCAGCCCAGAGCACAGUGGGUACAGCUCCUGAUUCAGAUCCCAGGAGCUCCUCCAGCAUGAACUGGGCGUGGGCCAGGCUGCCAGACCAAAACCUGUCCCCUGUGGGUGCUGCUCUGGGCAGCUUUUAGUGCCUUGAUGAGCAUUUCACAGAACCAUAGAAUGGUUUGGGUUGGGAGGGACCUUAAUGCUCAUCUUGUUCUAACCCUCUGCCAUGGGCAGGGACACCUUCCACCAGCCCAGG
This is a messenger RNA of Corapipo altera (White-ruffed manakin), 2892 nucleotides long. RefSeq names its product connective tissue growth factor-like. The record is from RefSeq and is a predicted model, not a curated record. Gene Ontology annotation, cellular component: extracellular matrix; extracellular region. The transcript is spliced from 8 exons. Lineage: Eukaryota; Metazoa; Chordata; Aves; Passeriformes; Pipridae. Gene Ontology annotation, biological process: cell adhesion; signal transduction. Gene Ontology annotation, molecular function: heparin binding; integrin binding. The coding region runs from base 1294 to 2340 and encodes 348 amino acids.